Molecule: messenger RNA, 953 nt
Organism: Boeremia exigua
Lineage: Eukaryota; Fungi; Ascomycota; Dothideomycetes; Pleosporales; Didymellaceae
Exons: 4
Coding region: 93-953 (286 amino acids)
Source: RefSeq, a predicted model, not a curated record
CUUGGUUCAGACUUCGUGUCGAAUACUUUUCUAUUCAUUUGGCUAUGAACUAUAUCCAAAUACUGCUUCGUAGCUCAUAUCUGUGUCCUUGAAUGGAUGCACAACUUACAAGGAACGAAUACGUAGAUUUGAACCCAUGGAAUGUCAUGGGAAACCGUGGCCCUCUUCGCUGGUGUUCUAUCGUAUUCGUAAAUGAUGACUUUCACUUAUGUGCGUGCCGAGAUGGAAAGUAUCUUUCACAGGCUCUCCAGUUAAUUCUUAUCUCGACCUACCUAACUACGACGCUCCGUCUCAAACCCACUACAACAUUCAACUCGGCCGCUACUCUAACAUCCAUCAUGCCUUAUCUGAUAGGAAACCUCCUAAAAGACAUCGAAGCUGGCGGCCCAAUCACCAGCUUUGCCAAGUCGUUCAAUCACCCACCGAGACUGGAGAAAGAGAAGGAAGCCAUCAUGAUUGACAAGCGCAAGGCAAAGCUAGCAAAGCCAAAGGAGGAUUGGGUGAAGAAGAAGUGGGCGCGAUACUACGAGCUGAACAAGAUGGGCCACGUGAAGCUGAACUUCGACAAGAUGCAAUAUCCUCAGUUUGCAGAGUACAUCAAUGAUGCGCAGGCACAGGGUAGGUAUAGGGUCGCUCCAUCUUAUUUGGGCUCUCGUGAUGAGCCGGCACCUGUGCAGUACAAGAACUUUCCGGACACCGAACUUGCUAGAGCAGCAAACCGUGAACCCCGCCUUCGCAAGAAGCCGGGUAUGCAUGCACACAUCACCAAGGAAGCCGCGGAUGAACAAGAUGGGAGUGAUCCGCCGGGGAUCCAGAAAAGCCAGUGUGACAACGAAGUUUGGUGGAUACGCAGAGCGGCACUUUACACCAAGCAUGUCCAGGAGAACAAGUUUCACGCCCGCCGGUACACCAUGACGGUAUAUCGCGACUCGAGGAAGACAGAGAUUACCUGA